UUUUUCCUCACAGACUGCUCUUUGGCUGAGGGGUUGCUCUCGCAUUAUUGCAAAAAGAAACGGAUAUGUUCAAUGUCAAAGCGAAUCUUUUUUUUAUUUGAAUACGUGGUCCGCAUGGAAACAACGAACGGCUUGCAGGAAUGACAGAUCAUUGUGCGUUUUCACAUUGCGUUGGAUUUGAUGCAGUAAGAGGGUUAAUGUUUGAUAACAGAAAGCCCCUAGAAAUGAUCCUGUCAUCUUGCGCAGCUUCAUGUAUGUCCUGAUCAUCGUCAGCACUUUAACUGUCGCCGCAUUCCUCCCUCCGCUGUGUUAAACCAGUCACAGCACGGACAGUAUUACAAUGGACACAGAUUCCAUCCACUCUGGUUAUUCUCACCACUCCAACAGGUCACGGGGGUCAAACAAACAGAGUGAACGCAGCAGCAGGGAUCGGCACAAAUCACACAGCCGAGACAGCAGCAGCCGCUCAGACAAAAAUGUCACCAUCAGUGCAUCGUCAGCUCAGCCACAGCAGCCGGAUCAGAGCUCCGCCCCCACAGACGCCCAGGAUGACAACUGGGGCGAAACCACCACAGCGGUCACUGGAACAUCAGACCACAGCUUGUCUCAAGAGGAUUUGGCUGGCUUCGGGAAGGAGACAGAAGGUCCAGUAGAGAAAUUGAACUGUGUACGCUUCCUUCCUUUGGCCCUCAUCCUCCUCCUAGGCCUGCUGGUUCUGAUCACCCCCCUGUCCUUCCUGGUGCUGCCCCAGCUGAUGUGGCCAGAGCGCCUGCAGGCUUGUGGUACUGCCUGUGAGGGCCUGUUUCUCUCGCUGGCGUUCAAGCUCCUCAUUCUGCUGCUGGCUGGUUGGGCGCUGUUUGUGCGACCGGCGCGAGCCUCCCUGCCCCGGAUAGCAGUGUUCCGCGCCCUGCUGGGGUUGCUCACGCUCCUCCUGCUGCUCUCCUAUUGGCUGUUCUUUGGAGUGCGCAUCUUGGACUCGCAGGAUGAGAACUACCAAGGCAUAGUGCAGUUUGCAGUAUCACUGGUGGAUGCUCUGCUGUUCAUCCAUUACCUGGCAGUGGUUCUGCUGGAGACCCGACAUCUGCAGCCCUGCUUUUCUCUCUGUGUCGUGCGCUCCACUGAUGGAGAGACUCACCACUAUAACCUGGGACAGCUCAGCAUUCAGCGGGCAGCCCUGGUAAUUCUUGAACACUAUUAUAAGGAUUUCUCAGUUCACAACCCUGCCCUAAUGACGGCUGCAAAGUCCAGGGCAGCUAAACAUCUGGCUGGGCUAAAAGUCUAUAAUGUAGAUGGUGCUGGUAGCGAUACUGCAACCUCUCAAUCUCGGGCUAAAAUAGCAGCUGCCGCCCGACAGAGAGACACCAGCCACAAUGAGCUGUACUACGAGGAAGCAGAGCAUGAUAGAAGAGUCCGAAAACGCAGAGCACGGCUGGUGGUGGCAGUAGAGGAGGCGUUCACACACGUUAGACGGCUGCAGGAGGAGGAGAAAAAGAAGCUGCCAGGAGAUGAGAUGGAUCCACGUGAGGCAGCGCAGGCCAUCUUCCCCUCCAUGGCUCAAGCACUGCAGAAAUACCUGCGCACCACCCGUCAGCAGCACUGCCACAGCAUGGACAGUAUUCAGGCCCAUCUGGCAUUCUGCAUUACAAACAACAUGACUCCAAAGGCAUUUCUGGAGAGCUAUCUGAUGGCUGGGCCCACACUGCAGUAUACGAGAGAGUGCUGGAGGACCCGGCAGUGGAUGCUGGUCAGCGAAGCAUCGGUCACCAGUCCCCUCCGUCAUGGCUCUGAAUUCCAGCUCAAAUCAUCUGACUUCAGCUUAGUGGUCACCAGCAAAGCUAUCCCUCACCUCAAACUCAGUGAGGAGUACGUCCACCCCAAAUCUCACAAGUUUGUACUACAACUACAGUCCGAGACCUCCGUCUGAUGGAUUCGGUUGCUUUUGUCUGUUUGGUUUUAUACACUUGUAAAUUUUGGACUAGUACUAUUUUGUUUGAAAUUCUUUUUCACUUUUUCACAGUUUAUAAAUGGCAUUUUACAUAAUGGAUGUAUUUUGAUACAAUAUUUGUUAUUACCAAGAACAGAGGAGGGAAAAAAACAAACAAAAAAGAUAUACAUGUACUGUAUGUAUCCGAUUACCUAGUGCUGACUGGUGUGAUUGUGCUGCUUGUCUGUAUGUUUCUUUCUGCAUAGAACAAAUGCUAAUUACAAACUGUGAUAAGCAUCAGACUGAGGCUUCAUUGGUAAAGUUUUUGCAAGUAGAUAUUGUUUAGGAUAUUUAUGUUUGUGAGACAUUUUUUUUUCAGUUGACCACAACAGAUGAGCAUCAGAGCUGGAAUUCUGUAAGAUCUAGUAAGGUCACAAACAUCAGUUAGAAAGUCACAUUUAUCAAUGUCAUGUUACAUAAUAGUGGUAUAAUAGCCAAACAUACAUUUUCAGCCUGUUGGAUUUUUGUUAUUUCUACCAUUUUUAUAUGUUUGGAAGAAAUAUGGGUAAUAUAUUGUGAGAAAAGACCCUGCCUUUUUUGUGAUUAAUAAAUUG
Messenger RNA from Sinocyclocheilus rhinocerous, 2538 nucleotides. Its product is annotated as vang-like protein 1. NCBI's taxonomy places the organism in Eukaryota, Metazoa, Chordata, Actinopteri, Cypriniformes, Cyprinidae. The transcript has 9 exons. The coding region runs from base 341 to 1924 and encodes 527 amino acids. The record is from RefSeq and is a predicted model, not a curated record. Gene Ontology annotation, biological process: multicellular organism development. Gene Ontology annotation, cellular component: membrane.